AUGUCAGCUCCUCAAGACGACCUGAAAACUGUUGUUGAAGCCCGAACUCGGGAGUGGCAUUUUCAUAUCUACUACUUACUGCAAUCACCGACGGAGACAGCUGCUGCGCUUGCUCUUCGUGACGCUGUCUUGAGGCUACGCCGCGAUGGAGCAUUUGUUGCCGUACCUCUGUUCCGCGUGAAUCAGUCCCCUAUUGGCCCUCACCCAGCAGGUUCUUAUGAAAUCUGGGUCCCUGACUCAUCCUUUUCUGAAGUGUUCUUUUACCUAGCAGCAAAUCGUGGAAACCUAAGUAUUCUGGUUCAUCCCCUGACUACGAGUCAACGUGAAGAUCACGAAACUCGUAACGCUUGGAUGGGCACACCCUGGCCCAUUUACCUGGAUUCCUUGCCACGUGGUGGGCCAACUCCCCUCCAGUAUCCUGAAUUGGGACUCGGUUGGUCUACCUCACCUAGUCAAGAGAUAUCUCUGGAGGAAAGGCGCAAAAGGGGCGCAGAGGUCGAGAAAAUAUUGGCCAACGAUGCGGAGGCAGCCCCAGCACCCAAAGAUUGA
Clonostachys rhizophaga is the source of this 549-nucleotide messenger RNA. NCBI's taxonomy places the organism in Eukaryota, Fungi, Ascomycota, Sordariomycetes, Hypocreales, Bionectriaceae. The record is from the annotation of a GenBank genome assembly.